Messenger RNA from Nipponia nippon (crested ibis), 1681 nucleotides. The record is from RefSeq and is a predicted model, not a curated record. NCBI's taxonomy places the organism in Eukaryota, Metazoa, Chordata, Aves, Pelecaniformes, Threskiornithidae.
UUCUUUUCCAGUUUAGGUCUAAUAUCGGAUUCUUUUCAUAUGUUUUUUGACUGUACUGCUCUAUUGGCUGGAUUAGCAGCUUCAGUUAUUUCAAAAUGGAGGUCAAACGAUGCUUUCUCAUAUGGGUACGUUCGAGCAGAAGUACUUGCUGGUUUUGUAAAUGGCUUAUUCCUCAUCUUUACAGCAUUCUUCAUUUUUUCUGAAGGUGUUGAGAGAGCACUUGAGCCUCCUGACGUGCAUCAUGAGAGACUUCUUCCUGUGUCUAUACUAGGAUUCAUUGUAAAUCUUAUAGGAAUAUUUGUUUUCCAACAUGGAGGUCAUGGGCAUUCACAUGGCUCUGGACAUGAACACAGCCAUUCUCUAUUUAAUGGUGGUCUCAGCCAUGGACACAGUCAUGGAGGUCAUGGUCACAGCCAUGAACAUAAACAUGGCCAUGGACACACUCAUGAUCAUGGCCAUAGCCAUGGACACUCUCACGGUCAGGAUUAUUGUCACAAUGACCAUUCUCUUGAAGGGAUGGCUGGAUCCAGCAAACAGAUUUUACAAGGUGUAUUUCUACACAUUGUUGCAGACACCCUCGGAAGUAUUGGUGUAAUCAUAUCUGCUAUAUUGAUGCAGAACUACGGUCUAAUGAUAGCAGAUCCUAUUUGUUCAAUGCUGAUAGCACUACUUAUAGGUGUAAGUAUUGUUCCACUUUUAAAAGAAUCCAUUGGAAUUUUGAUGCAGCGAACUCCUCCUUCCCUGGAAAAUGCCCUGCCUCAGUGCUACCAGAGGGUGCAGCAGUUGCAAGGAGUUUACAGUUUACAUGAUCCACAUUUCUGGACCCUCUGUACUGAUGUUUACAUAGGGACUUUGAAAUUAUUGGUAGCUCCUGAUGCUGAUGGAAGGUGGAUUCUAAGCCAGACUCACAAUAUUUUUACUCAGGCAGGAGUAAGACAGCUUUACAUACAGAUUGAUGUCGCAGCCAUGUAGUGAAUUUCUGAAAUUGUGCUGUUGGACCAAAGUUUUCUGUACCGUAAUGGUAUAACAACAUACUUCUCAAGACAGAGCCUGCCUCCACCACUCUUCUGGAAUUGACUGAAUAGAUUUCUGCCCUUGGGCUAUGGAUGGAGUUCACUUUUAAGGAGUAAAUAUUGAAUGAAUGUUAUGGACUUUGGGUCUUGUCUUUUUGUGGCCCCUAGACUUGUAAGUUUUUGAGGGUUUUUUACUUACUAAGAUUGUGGUACUGGAAACCCUGUCAUGUGUUCAGUAAAGCUGCUGAAACCACUGCUCAUUCCCAUGAAACCAGUGUUAUCAACAAUUGGAAACUUGUUUUGUAGAUAAUGUCACAGGCUGACAUGCUUCAAUAUAAUUGUAUGUUUGUACAAUUGUUUGUACUUUGCAAACUUAAUGAACCAAACCAUAUUGGGUUUUCAAAGUGCCUUCUAUAUCAGGAGAGGUGUUUGCCAGCAUAAAUACAGAGCAUCAAGGGGUUUUAUUACUUCUACAAAUAUCUUGUAUGCAGUCUGAUUAUUUACUAGUGAUGUAUGUGGGGGGUUUGUGUACUUGCAUAACUGUAGAUGUUAGACUUCCCUUAUACUUGCAUCUUACCAAACAGACAGAAAAAUUCUAAAUAGAAAAGGCAAAGCUCUUGUGAAGAGACUUGCUUCCAAAACAAGCUGGAUAUUUUGUUGCACAUAUC